AUGUUUACCAAAUAUCAGUGGUUUCUGGCUGGAUUAAUGUUAGUGACUGGGUCCAUUAACACUUUAUCAACAAAAUGGGCUGAUCGGCAAAGUGCAAAGGGAUGUAAUAAUUACCCAUCUCAUCCAUUUGAUCAUCCCUUUUUUCAGGCUUGUUGUAUGUUUAUUGGAGAACUUUCUUGCCUGUUGGUUUUUAAAUUGACAGUAUUUGUCGCCAAGCGUCGCAAUAAAGCUAUUGAUAUCGGAAGCCAAACAUUCAAUCCAAUUGUUUUCUUGCCUGCUGCUUGUUGCGAUAUGACCGCAACAUCAUUGAUGUACAUCGGGUUGAAUAUGACAUAUGCAUCGAGCUUUCAGAUGCUACGUGGUAGUGUUAUUAUAUUUACUGGAUUAUUAUCGGUUGGUUUCUUGCACCGUGUUCUUCGCCCAUUCCAGUGGUUGGGAAUGUUUACUAUUAUCAUUGGCUUAGCAGUUGUUGGUCUAUCAGAUAUUUUAUUCAAUAAAGACACUACUAAACAUAGUGCGCCUUAUCCACUUUCCGGUGAUAUGAUCAUCAUUAUGGCCCAAAUUAUUGUUGCCAUUCAAAUGUGCUACGAAGAACGAUUUGUAUUGCGUUAUAAUGUUCCGCCUUUGCAAGCUGUUGGAUGGGAAGGAUUUUUUGGAUUUUUUAUUUUAGGCAUCUUAUUAAUUCCAUUCUAUUUCAUUCACGCUAACGAAAUGUUUAGUCAUUCUCCCCAAUUUCGUUUGGAAGAUGCACUCGAUGCUUUCUGCCAAAUGGGCAAUUCUAAAAUCAUUGUAAUCGCAAUGAUUGGCAACAUUAUCAGUAUUGCUUUCUUUAAUUUCUCUGGUAUUAGUGUUACCAAGGAAAUGAAUGCAACAACGCGUAUGGUACUAGAUAGUCUACGAACAAUGAUCAUUUGGGCUGUAGGAUUGAUUGCAAUGUGGGAGAAGUUUCAGUACUUGCAGAUAAUCGGUUUUGUAAUGCUGAUUAUCGGAACAUGUGUAUAUAAUGAUUUGCUGGUUGGGCCAUUCUUCAGAAAGAGGGGACUGCUUUUGAGAAUUUUUGAUCUUCCAGAAGCCACACCCCUAAGAGAUACUGAAAAGUUACUGUCACCACCUGAUUAUGAAUCCGUUGCAGAUGAACGUACUCGAUUAAUUAAUUCUUAA
This is a messenger RNA of Trichoplax adhaerens, 1161 nucleotides long. RefSeq lists its product as uncharacterized. Gene Ontology annotation, cellular component: intracellular membrane-bounded organelle; membrane. Gene Ontology annotation, biological process: transmembrane transport. Gene Ontology annotation, molecular function: transmembrane transporter activity. The record is from RefSeq and is a predicted model, not a curated record. The coding region runs from base 1 to 1161 and encodes 386 amino acids. The transcript is spliced from 5 exons. Lineage: Eukaryota; Metazoa; Placozoa; Uniplacotomia; Trichoplacea; Trichoplacidae.